UGACGCAUAUAGUCAGUCAUCCCUCUACAUUUAACGUAUAUUCAUAACUAUAGGGAGCUCACGGCAUGAUAUGAAUAUUAAAUAACGGCUGUGAAGUGUGCAGCACUGUGAGACAGGAGGGUUUCCUUCAGUAGUGUCAAAGACCCGCUCAUAGACAGGGAGCUUUUUGAGAUGUAACCAUGGUUACCGUGCGCUCUCCUCUCGUCACUGUGCUCUUCCUGUAGUCAUAAUGAGAGCAGGGGGACAGGAAGUGGAUGGACAGUUUAGACUCUGAGCACAAGUCUUGGGACAGCGCGAGCAAUUGUCUGGAGAUCAGUGUACUAAGAGUGCCUCAGCGAUGAUCAAUAGCGAAAAUCAAAUCGCUUGAGCAAGUAAUGAAUACAACAGCACUGUCUUCUGUUUCCUGUCCUCUUGCCUCAUAUCUUCUACACUCAUCUUCAGUCCUUUCUCCUCCUGUUUUGCCUCCUCUCAUUUUCUCAUCUCACGUCUUCCUCUUCCUCUCACCUCCUCUCCCCUAUCCCUUUGACUCUUCUUUUGUUUCUCCCAUCCCUUCCUCUCUUCUUUUCUUACCUCCUUUUCUCUCUCCUUCUUUCCUCUGUAUGCUCCCAUUGGUCUUCUGUUGCCUCCUCUCAUUGUUUUCUCUCACUUCUCUUUGCCUCUCCUUUCAUCUUCUGUCCCCUCUCCAACCUCUUACCUAAUGCUUUCUCUUCUUCUAUUAUAACUUUUGCCUACUUUCUCCUCUCCUCUCCUCUCCUCUCCUGCUCAUUUCACCUGUCCCUUGCACUGUUUGCCUCUCCUCUCAUUUGCACCACCUAAUAUUGCUCUCCUCUACUUUCUCUUCAUCUUUCACUUUUCCUGUCCUCUCCCUCUCAUUUCACCUUCUCUCCUUUAAUCUCCCCUCACCUGUCCUCUUAUCUCCACUUUCAUCACUUUCACUCAACUCUGCACCAUUUCAUUCACUGCCUUCACUUUACCUCUCCUCCUCUCUCUCUGUUUCUCCUCUCAAUUGUCACCUUUUAUCUCGCUUCUUAUUGUUUUGCCUUUGCCUUCCCGUUUCCUCCCUUCACCCCUUCUUUCACCUCCUUUUCUCCUUUCCUUUCCUCACCUCUCCUUUACUUUUGCCUCUCCUCUCCUCUGCAGUGGUCCCUCAUUUUUUCCCGUCCACAGAAAGCCCAUUUGUGUUGCCAUUCCACCAGUGCUCACAGACGCCCACAGAGUGUGUGUGUGUGUGUGUGUGUUUGAGUGUGUUUGAGUGUGUGUGAGUGUGUGUGAGUGUGUGAGUGUGUGUGUGUGUGUGUGUGUGUGUGUGUGUGUGUGUGUGUGUGUGCGUGUGUGCGUGUGUGUGGGAGGGAGCAACAGCAGCUUCUGCACUCAGACAAAGAGGCUGGGGUUGAUCUGAUGGCUAUUAUCGGCAAUGUGAGGUACAGCUAGUGGAAAGAAGGGAGGGAGCCUGAGAGACCGAGAGGGAGGGAGAGAGAGCGCACAGUGGCACAGGAUGCAGAGGCAUACAAAUGAGUGUGGGAGUGCUGGAGAAACAGAAAUCUACCAAGCAAGCUGCACGCUGUCAUUCCUAUCCUCUUUCGCGCACACUCGCUCGUUGCCUCCCGCACGCGCACACACACACACGCACAUGCCUGCACUCUCCACACGUUGAGACACAGGUUGAGCAGCACAGAGUCGGUAAUGCGCAUCUCUCUCUUGUGGAUGUAAUUUGGAGCCUUCAGCAUGUCUACCUCCACAGCCGGCGUGUUUCUCCACCAGCACGGACCCUAACGCUCGCUCUCCUGAGAGGACCUCUUCUUCUAAUUUGCUCUCUCUUUCUGCUUUCCUCCCUCUCUUGGCUGCUUUCUGAACAUUACUUUCUUCUGUGGCUUGAAAUCACUUUCCUACCUCCUUUUUCUCGCUCUUUCUGUCUCUCCCCGCUUCCACUCGCGCUCUCCGUGGCUUGUUGAGCAUGGCGGGUUCGUUUGACAGUCACUUUGCAAGGAACAUGAUGUGGCAGUGCCAGCUCUCGCAGCCGGACUGUCGCUGCUACCGGGUGGAUGGCUACUCACUUCUCAAACGCCUCCCUCUGCACCCCUUGAUAGGCCCCCGCUGCCCCGUCCAGUCCGUGGGACAGUGGCUGGACAACAUCGGUCUCGUGCAGUACGAAAACCACCUGCUGUCUAACGGCUUCGACAACGUUCAGUUCAUGGGUAGUAAUGUUGUGGAGGACCAGGACCUGCUAGAGAUCGGGAUUUUAAACUCUGCCCACAGACAGCGGCUUCUUCAGGCUAUUCGCCUGCUGCCCAGGGUCCGGCCCAUUGGUUAUGAUGGAAAUAACCCCACCUCGGUGGCAGAAUGGCUGGAGUCUCUGGAGCUGGGAGACUAUACCAAGUCUUUCCUCAUCAACGGCUACACCUCAAUGGAGCUGGUCAAGAAGAUCUGGGAGAUCGAGCUCAUUAAUGUUCUUAAAAUUAAUUUGAUCGGCCACAGGAAAAGAAUACUCGCUUCGCUUGGAGAUCGACUGCACGAAGACCCUCCGCAGAAACCACCACGGGCCAUCUCCCUAAGGGAGCCCACCGGGAACCACACUCCACCUCAGCUGUCCCCGUCUCUGAGUCAGGCCUACCCCAACGCCGGCUCCCUGGACGUCCAGCACCUCAUCAUGCAGGCCGACGCGAGACGCAGACGCAACGACAACUACUUUGAGGACGUGCCGCGCUCCAAACUAGAGAGACAGAUGGCACAAGUCAGUAUGCAAGGGGAAUGGUGCGAGCCAAUCACGUUACGGCCUCCAAACGAGGCGACGUCAUCUACGCCGGUGCAGUACUGGCAGCACCAUCCAGAGAAGCUUAUAUUCCAGUCAUGUGACUAUGAAGCAUAUUACCUGGGCUCUAUAUUGGUGAAGGAGUUGCGCGGUACGGAGUCCACACAUGAUGCCUGCGCAAAAAUGAGGAAGUCUACAGAACAGAUGAAGAAGAUCCCCACCAUAGUACUGUCCGUCUCCUAUAAAGGCGUCAAGUUUAUCGAUGCCACCAACAAGAACAUUAUAGCCGAGCAUGAGAUCAGGAAUAUCUCGUGCGCCGCGCAGGACCCUGAAGAUCUGUCCACGUUUGCGUACAUCACCAAGGACCUGAAAUCCAGCCAUCAUUACUGCCAUGUGUUUACAGCUUUUGAUGUGAAUCUGGCCUAUGAGAUUAUCCUGACGCUGGGCCAGGCGUUUGAGGUGGCGUAUCAGUUGGCCCUCCAGGCCAGAAAGAGCGGCCACGGGUCGUCCACUCUGCCAGAGAGCUUCGACAGCAAACCCUCCAAACCUGUCCCUAAACCUCGCGUCAACAUACGCAAGUCUAUGGAGCAGCCCUCAAUGGAUCAAAAGGGCCACGCCAACGUCCCCUGGAUAGUCGAGCCAGGACAGGAAGCCAAAAGAGGAGCCAACACCAAGUAUGAGACCACUAUUUUCUAAUAUACACCCAAAAUACUGUCCACUCCUGUGUGUGUGCCUUACAGAGAGCGCCCUCUAGAGGCCCCCCACGGAGCCACGGGCCCAGUGACCUGUGACAAGCCCGCGUCUCUCCGCCCGGCCAAGCCCGCCCGUUUACCGUGGCUUCUGCAUGAUGACGCUGCCGCUGUCUUUUCUCUCCUCGAUCUUUUGCCCCUCUCUUUCUCUAUCUAUCUAUCUAUCUAUCUGUUGAUCUCACUCGCACCCCUGACCCCUACCCCUGUGGCCGCAGCACGAUACGGGAAGGUCCCGCUCAGGCCUCAGGGCCGCCAAGCUGCCGAUCCUCCUCCAAAACACACAAAAGCGGUUGUUUUUCAUUCAGUUUUUCCCCCUCUCCUCUUUUGAGUUGUCCUUCCCCCUCCGUUCCUCCUCGCUAUUCUUUCCUCGGCUUCUUUGGGAAGCGCCUCUUCAGCCUUUCCCCACCGCCCCCCUCGACUGCUUGAAUGACAACUUAAAACCGUAAUGCUGCUACGAGCCUUAUAAACACACACGUUGUUUUUAGAGUCGGGAUUUGCUUUCUUUCUUUCUGACUUUGACAGCGUAGGGUUAGCGAGGCGGGAGGGAAACGGAGAUGUUUUUGCGAGGUGGGGCAUCCGAAGCGGCUGGCAUAGAAGCGGAGAUUGGACUUCACACGAAGGACAUUUUGCUUGCGUUGUUUCUUUUGUCUCGUAGCGAAGUUUUCAUUUGUAGUACCAGCGCUUGUCAGAGACAAAAAAGAAAAAAAAAAAAAAAAAGUUUUUUUUUUUUUUGUUGUCGUCGUCGUCGUUGUUGUUUUUCUUCUCUUAAAGGGCACACGAGCUUGUUUUAGUCAGUCGAAGCAUAAAAGUAAUUUGCGGACGCAGAAGUUUUGUCAGAUAGCAUUGAACACGAAGGCUUGCUUUUACGACGAGACACUCGGCGAAAACUGUCUCUCGAAUCGCGCGUGUCGUUUUACCCACCGGGAAUUUUUUUCCGUCGCGUUUUCUUUCUCUCCCCUUUUUUUGGUUUUGCCUGUGAACGAGAACCCGAGCCAGUCCUGAGACAUGCAGUGUAGUUGACGGAAAGCAUGCAGUCCGUGUGAACUGGAGAAGGGGGGGCUUUUUUUUGAUGGACGCUUUGGAUAAGUGAUGUGAUUUCAUUCACAGGGCAAUGGCGGACGCCCAUGUCUAUUACAGUGGAAUUCAGAGAAUGUAGCCUGCCCCUAACAUGGACCCUCACUCUCACACGCAUUGCAAAAACGGACCGCAAAUACGGAACCUAAAAGCGUCACCGGAGCCCCUCGUAUCGCACGUGUAAGGAUUCGCACAAGGACUUUUUCGCCUGGGACUUGGCGUACGCGUACAAGGACCGUCGACGUGGACCCGUGGCCUUUUAACGAAACACUCGCAUGCACUCGCACACACACACACUGCAUAAAAACAAUAGGAGGAGACAGUGGAAUGGGAAUGUACACUUUUCAAGAUGCAGCGAUUCGAAACGGACUUGGGCAAGAUUUUCGCUGCGGCGACUCGGACGCCCCACACUGACUUUCACCGAACGUCUAGUCCAAAAUACCAUGGCAUGUCUGGACCGGGCUAAAAAUGGACAUUUACAUGAAUUGCUGUAUUUUAACUUUUAUUUUUUUCCUUUUCCGUUUUCUUUCUUCUUUUCUUUCUUUCUUUCUUUCUUUCUUUUGUUUGUUUGUGGUUAUUGAUCUUAAAAUAUGAAUAUGCACAAUGUGAACGGACUCAUUGCACUGGACAACCAGGAAACGGACACGUCUCGUGCCAGAAUCGCUACGGAGCGGCUGUUGACGUAAUUGGCGACGCCACGCAGAUUAAUAUUCAUAUAUUGGCAAGAAAUUUUACUGUUUAAUAGAGAAGUAUAUUACCGUUACUGUAAUAUUUACAAUUAUUCUAAUUAUUCUUCUUAUCGUGCAAUUCUCGUCUGAUGUCGUCUUAACGUUACAUUAUUUUUAUAUGACGCGUCGAGCUCAAACACACGGCCAUCCGAGAAAACAAACAGAAAAAAAAAAAAAAAAAAGAAGAUUAUUCUAGUACCGCGGAAGGAACCGAACGCGCGGAUGGCUCCACUUGCGUUUCAGAUGAAAAUAUAAAAAGAGAUGUCUUAUUUUCACUCAUUGUCACUGUAGAAUUUUGCCACAGUUGUGUAAAUAAAUAUUUUGUUGACUCAUUGUUCAUACAUGUAAUUAAAAGAGAACAAAAAAAAAUGCAAGAAACGAGAGAAGAGAAAAAAACCGAACAAAAACAAUAAAUCAAUUUUGGCGGGUAAAGUACAACACGUUAAAAGCCAAACGCCGGUAUGAGCAACGGGUGGAUUUGUGACAUCAUUGCUGACUAACACACGUGUAGAUAGGCUUGGGCUUCCAGCACACAGAUUUUGUAAGUUUGGUCUUUAUUUAUAUUCUUGCAAAGCACACGGAAUAAAUCCUGAUUGUAGAACCAUU
Molecule: messenger RNA, 5906 nt
Organism: Puntigrus tetrazona (Sumatra barb)
Lineage: Eukaryota; Metazoa; Chordata; Actinopteri; Cypriniformes; Cyprinidae
Gene: anks1b
Product: ankyrin repeat and sterile alpha motif domain containing 1B
Exons: 11
Coding region: 1955-3445 (496 amino acids)
Cellular component (GO): cytosol
Molecular function (GO): protein binding
Source: RefSeq, a predicted model, not a curated record